CACUGCAGUGGGUCGGUCCUGCGGUAGCCUCAGGCCUGGGGGCGGCUCCCAGGCUCAGAAAUAGUUCUGGGCAGUGUCGUUCCGGGAGGUCGGGAACGUUGCCGGCUCACCAGCGACGCAGCGCGUCAGGUCCGCGGAAGUGCGGACUCGGUGCGCCUGUGUGGACGGUGAGGACUCGGACAAGUGUGGUCCUCGGGGCGGCGGCAGGGCUCCGACCCUGGGUCGGCCCGCGGUGUGACCCCGGCUGGGGUCUUGGCUGUUCCUGGGCUUCGCGUCCUGCUGUGUAAACGCGGGUGAUGACGGCGCCGACCUCUUGGCGCUGUUGUGAGUGGAAAGUGGGCGCGGGAGCAGACGCCAGCCACCGCUGUUUUGGGGACACUGCCUAUCUCUAAGAGCCUGGAAAGAGGACUCUGCUGGCUGUUGGAAAUUGCGGAGAAAUGUCUCAGGUGACAUUUAGUGAUGUGGCUUUAGACUUCUCUCACGAAGAGUGGGGAUGGCUAGAUUCUGCUCAGAGGGACUUAUACAAGGAUGUGAUGGUCCAGAAUUAUGAGAACCUGGUCUCUCUAGCAGGUCUUUCCAUAACUAAGCCAUAUGUGAUCACGUUAUUGGAGGAUGGAAAAGAGCCCUGGAUGGUGGAGGAAAAACUGUCCAAAGGUGUGACUCCAGAUUGGGAAUCAAGAUGGACAAACAAGGAAUUAUCAUCAAAGAAGGAUCUUUAUGAUGAAGAUUCGUCCCAAACAGUAAUAAUAAAAAAAGCUGUAAAACAAGGUUAUGAAUUUUCAAAUUCUACGAAGAAUUUGGAAUACAUAGAAUGCAACACAUUUAGAAGCACCUUUUCUUCAAAGGUUACCAUUUCUGAACCACAAAAAAAAUCUGCUGAAGGGAAUUCACACAAAUAUAUAUUAAAGAAGAAUUUACCAAAAAAAUCAGUUGUAAAAAAUGAGAAAAUCAGUGGUGUAAAGAAACUUUUGAAUUCUAAUGAAAGUGGGGCAGCCUUCAACCAGAGCAGAUCUCUUACCCUUUCCCAGACUUGUGAUAGAGAGAAAAUUUAUACAUGCAGCGAAUGUGGGAAAGCCUUUGGCAAACAGUCAAUCCUUAAUCGCCACUGGAGAAUUCAUACAGGAGAGAAGCCCUAUGAAUGUCGUGAAUGUGGGAAGACUUUUAGCCAUGGCUCAUCUCUUACACGACAUCAGAUAAGCCAUAGUGGAGAGAAACCUUACAAAUGUAUUGAAUGUGGGAAGGCCUUUAGCCAUGUUUCAUCACUUACGAACCAUCAGAGCACUCACACCGGAGAGAAACCAUAUGAAUGUACGAACUGUGGAAAGUCUUUUAGUCGUGUUUCCCUUCUCGUUCAACAUCUAAGAAUUCAUACACGAGAAAAACGCUAUGAGUGUCGUAUAUGUGGAAAGGCUUUCAUUCAUAGUUCAUCUCUCAGUCACCAUCAGAAAAGCCAUACUGGAGAGAAGCCUUAUGAAUGUAGUGAAUGUGGGAAAGCUUUCUGCUGUAGCUCACACCUUACUCAACAUCAAAAAAUUCACACUAUGAAGAAAAACUAUGAAUGUAACAAAUGUCUAAAAGUCUUUAGUAGCCUCUCAUUUCUUGUUCAGCAUCAGAGUAUUCACACUGAGGAAAAACCCUUUGAAUGUCAGAAAUGCAGGAAAUCCUUUAACCAGCUUGAAUCACUGAAUAUGCAUUUGAGAAAUCACAUUAGAUUGAAACCUUAUGAAUGCAGUAUAUGUGGGAAAGCCUUCAGUCACAGGUCAUCCCUGCUUCAACAUCACAGAAUUCAUACUGGAGAGAAACCUUAUGAAUGUGUUAAAUGUAGGAAGACCUUCAAUUGUAGUUCAAACCUUACUGUCCAUCAGAGAGUUCAUACUGGAGAAAGACCAUAUAAAUGUAGUGAGUGUGGGAAAGCUUUUAGCAAAGUCUCAAAUUGUACUGCCCAUCAAAGAAUACAUGAUGGAGAGAAACCCAGUAGUGUGGUAAGUGUGGAAAAACCUUUAGACCAUGUGAAUCACUAUACAUGCGAGAAAUCUUACAGAAGAGAAACUACAUGAAGCAGAAUUUGUCAUUGUAAAUUUCAUUCAUAGAGCCUCCCUUAUUUAACAUCAGGAAAAUUUAUACUGGGGAAAAGUUGUAUGAAUGUAGUGAAUAUGGGAAGUCUUUUAGCAAUGAUGCAGACCCUUUUGUUUAUACUGUAGGGAAAUCAUAUGAAGACCAUAAAUGUGGGAAAGUGUGUGUCAGUAUUAAUCCCUUGAUAUAAGUAUACUCAUACUAGGAAAAAACCAUGUACAUGUAGCAAAUACAGAAAAGACUGUAGGCAAUAGGAAUCUCCUAUAAACUCCUACAGGAGAGAAGCUGUGUGAAUGUAGAAAAUUUAGAAAUUGAGGGAAGUCCUCAGUUUCAAGAGCAUCCCUGGAGAGAAAUCUCAUAAGAGAUGUAGGAAAGUGUUCACUAAGAGUGUUUAUCUUGCUAGACAUUACAUGAAUGGUAGAACAACCUGGGUGAUUUAGGAAUGACAUGUAAAUCUCUGCAGUGAUGCUAUUUGUAAACAGAAUUCUAUAGGAGAGCAAAUAAACAUAAUUAAGUGUGCAUUUCUUACAGCAGUAGUUUGCAGUUUUACUUGACUUCUACUUAGAAAUUCUUUUUAGCUAGUGGGCAUGUGAAGAUAUUUAGUUAUCCAGAGGAGCCACUAAGUGUUAAAAAUUAAAGCUGCAGAAGAAAUAAAAUGGUCGGCCGGGCGUGGUGGCUCACACCUGU
This is a messenger RNA of Saimiri boliviensis boliviensis (Bolivian squirrel monkey), 2760 nucleotides long. RefSeq lists its product as uncharacterized. Gene Ontology annotation, biological process: regulation of DNA-templated transcription. The record is from RefSeq and is a predicted model, not a curated record. Lineage: Eukaryota; Metazoa; Chordata; Mammalia; Primates; Cebidae.